Molecule: messenger RNA, 510 nt
Organism: Malassezia globosa CBS 7966
Lineage: Eukaryota; Fungi; Basidiomycota; Malasseziomycetes; Malasseziales; Malasseziaceae
Exons: 1
Coding region: 1-510 (169 amino acids)
Molecular function (GO): N-acetyltransferase activity
Source: RefSeq, a predicted model, not a curated record
AUGGAGCGUCCAGUGCCAAAGGACGCCAACAUUGCCACGUUGCUUGCUUCAUGCUCCAUGGCUGGCGACGUGAAUGCUUUCUUGUCGGAGCGGUAUGACGAAGAACAGCUCCAUGACGAGGCUGAUGCUGUAAAUGACCUAGCGGAUGCGCCGCCGUCUGUAUGGGCCGAGCUUGAGGUCAUGAUCGCUGAGCCCCGCUGGCGGCGUCAGGGCCUUGCUCGCGAAGCUCUUCAAAUGCUCCUCUACUUCCUAACGGCUGACCCGACGCCUUGCGCUUCCUCAGAUACGCCCCACCGUUCCACUGCCUUGCCCAUCGCAAAAUCCCGGCUGUUUGCGCGUAUAUCUAUGUACAAUGCACCAUCGAUCGCACUAUUUGAGCAACUUGGGUUUGUCCGGGGAAAAGAAUAUACCGUGUUUGAAGAAGUCGAAUUGAGCGUGACGGAUGAGUCUCGUAUCCAGUGCACAAAGCCUCUGGCAGUGCUUGAAUGGCCCGAGCCCGGCGCCGUCUAG